This is a messenger RNA of Drosophila novamexicana, 1511 nucleotides long. RefSeq names its product serine/threonine-protein phosphatase alpha-1 isoform (gene Pp1alpha-96A). The record is from RefSeq and is a predicted model, not a curated record. Gene Ontology annotation, cellular component: cytoplasm; nucleus. The transcript is spliced from 5 exons. Gene Ontology annotation, molecular function: protein serine/threonine phosphatase activity. NCBI's taxonomy places the organism in Eukaryota, Metazoa, Arthropoda, Insecta, Diptera, Drosophilidae. The coding region runs from base 487 to 1470 and encodes 327 amino acids.
GUGGUUGCGCGAAAAAAUUUCUUGACGUCGCAAAUAUCUACAAUAACUUGCAAUAAAUGCUUUAAAACGCAGUCAAACAGCACGCAAAACAGUGACAAACGCUGAACGUACAUGGCGUAAUAGCUAAAGUAUUGAAAAUCCGUAGCAGUAGUUCAAAGCAGCGCUGCUAAUUUAUAUUACCUGACGACGACUUCACACACACUCCCACACACAUAUAUACACACAAACGCACAAAUUGCCCUCCGCCCCCUGCUACCCGCGCACACAUCGAUGAAAUAAUAUACAUAACGUAUACCGAAAAUACAUAAGCUUACGCUAAAAUAACGGAGCCAUCAGUAGCAAUCGUAGCGGACUCAGGUAAACAGAUAAGAAAACAGACGGAGCCACAUACAUAGGUACAGGUAUCAGCUCCCGCAGCAGCAGCAGCAACAACAACAACAACAGCAACAGUAGCAGUAGCAGUGUGGAGGAGAGUCGCAGUAAAACAUGUCCGACAUCAUGAAUAUUGACAGCAUUAUCUCGCGUCUGCUGGAAGUGCGUGGUGCACGUCCUGGCAAAAAUGUGCAGUUAUCGGAGAGUGAAAUACGGAGUUUAUGCUUGAAAUCGCGUGAAAUAUUCCUAUCACAGCCCAUACUAUUGGAACUGGAGGCUCCGCUCAAGAUAUGCGGUGACAUACACGGACAAUAUUACGAUCUAUUGCGUUUGUUUGAAUACGGCGGUUUCCCGCCCGAAUCGAAUUAUCUAUUCCUUGGCGAUUAUGUGGAUCGUGGCAAACAAUCUCUGGAGACGAUAUGCCUCUUGUUGGCAUAUAAAAUCAAAUAUUCAGAGAAUUUUUUUUUGCUGCGCGGCAAUCACGAAUGCGCCAGCAUCAAUCGCAUCUACGGGUUCUAUGAUGAAUGCAAGCGACGUUAUACCAUAAAGCUGUGGAAAACAUUUACGGAUUGCUUUAACUGCCUGCCUGUGGCGGCAAUUGUGGAUGAAAAAAUAUUUUGCUGUCACGGCGGCCUGAGUCCCGAUUUGUCCUCAAUGGAACAAAUCCGACGCAUUAUGCGGCCAACGGACGUGCCAGAUCAGGGCCUGCUUUGCGAUCUCUUGUGGUCGGACCCCGACAAGGAUACCAUGGGUUGGGGCGAAAAUGAUCGCGGUGUAAGCUUCACGUUUGGAGCAGAGGUUGUGGGCAAAUUUCUACAGAAGCAUGAAUUCGACCUAAUAUGUCGUGCACAUCAGGUUGUGGAGGAUGGUUACGAGUUCUUUGCCAAGCGCCAGCUGGUUACGCUCUUCUCGGCGCCCAACUACUGCGGUGAAUUUGACAAUGCGGGUGCCAUGAUGUCCGUAGAUGACACAUUGAUGUGCUCCUUUCAGAUAUUGAAACCCGCCGAUAAGCGACGAUUUGUUUAUCCAAACUUUGGCAGCUCAGGGCGUCCGCUAACACCGCCCCGCGGCGCAAACAACAAGAAUAAGAAAAAAUAAGCGGCACACAAAAAACAGCAACAAUAAUUUACAUCAACAAA